CGUCUUUCUUUGUAUUCAAGAUGGCAGCGCCUAUACGGCGAAUCGCGAGUUAUGUACACCCAAACAUACGCAGUAAUUUGUUAUUUACCAGAAUAGGUUUAGGACUCCGAUGUACAAUAUGCAGAUAUUUAAGUACAUUGGUAGGAAGCUCCCAUUAUGAUCUUGCCGUUAUUGGUGGUGGCUCUGGGGGAUUAGCUUGUGCUAAAGAAGCUGCCGUCUACAACAAACAGAUCAUUGUGUUGGAUCAUGUUGAACCAACACCUAAUGGCACCGAAUGGGGUCUUGGAGGUACAUGUGUGAAUGUUGGUUGCAUCCCUAAGAAGCUAAUGCACCAAGCCUCGUUACUAGGAGAAGCCAUUGAGGAUUCUAAGCACUAUGGUUGGCAGGUCCCUUCUGGUGUCAACCACUCUUGGGAAGACAUGGUGGAGUCAGUGCAGAAUCAUGUUAGAUCACUGAACUGGGGUCAUCGUGUUCAACUGAAAGACAAAAGAGUUGAAUAUCUGAAUGCCAGAGGUUCCUUUGUUGAUGAACACACGAUCAAAGCUGUCAUGAGAAAUGGAAAUGAAAGGAUUCUGACUGCUAGCAAUGUAGUGCUCGCAACAGGAAUGCGACCAAGAUACCCUGAAAAUGUGCCUGGAGCAGUUGAACACAGUAUCACCAGUGAUGACCUCUUCUCAUUGCCAGAAUCACCUGGAAAAACGCUCGUUAUUGGUGGAAGUUAUGUUGCAUUAGAGUGUGCGGGUUUCUUGAGUGGCCUUGGUUUACCCACAACUGUUAUGGUGCGUUCCAUAUGCCUCAGAGGUUUUGACCAGCAAAUGGCAGGUAUGGUCACCAACUACAUGGAGGGUACAGGUAUUGAAUUUCUUUGGCAGUCUACACCCAAGAGUCUUGAAAAAAACAACGAUGGGACUGUGUCAGUGAAAUGGACCGAUUCAAGAGGAAAUGAGAAGACAUGUGUAUUUGACUCUGUACUCUUUGCUAUAGGAAGAGAACCUCAAACAGAAAAACUGGGUCUGGAGAACACAAAGGUGAAGCUUCACUCUAAUGGCAAGAUUCAGGGUCAAAAUGAACAAAGUUCUGUACCACAUAUCUACGCCAUCGGGGAUAUCUUAGAGGGUUGUAACGAGCUGACACCUGUUGCCAUCAAGGCUGGCAAAUUGCUAGCUCAUCGACUUUUUGGGGGAAAGUUAGAAGUCAUGGACUAUGAACAGGUUGCAACGACUGUCUUCACACCACUGGAGUAUAGCACUGUUGGACUUUCAGAAGAAGAUGCCAUUGAGAGAUACCAAGAGGAUAACCUUGAGAUCUACCAUGCAUUCUACAAACCACUGGAAUAUACUGUCCCUGACAGAUCCUCAGACCAGUGCUAUAUGAAGGCUGUAUGUUUACGAGAAGGAGACCAAAGGAUUCUGGGAUUGCAUAUUGUAGGACCAUAUGCUGGAGAGAUUAUCCAGGGUUUUGCAGUAGCCAUCAAAUGUGGUGUGACCUAUAGGCAGCUUGCAUCUACUGUUGGUGUCCAUCCAACCUGUGCAGAAGAACUUGUUAAGCUACACAUUACAAAGAGGUCAGGACUUGACCCUACGGUAACAGGAUGCUGAGGUUAAGCUUCUCCCUUCUCCUUAUCAACCCACCUCUAGCAAGAUUCUUGGAACCUGUGAACCACUUUCAAGCAGUUUACAUUUCUACCGGCAAGAAACCAUGCAUCUUUGCCAACUCAUACAAUUAAAACGAGUACAUAAACAUCUCAGACAGUCUCCCUAUUUAACAACACACGACUUGACCAUGUAUUAACAUUUGAUAAUGCCCGCUGCCUAAAUCACG
Molecule: messenger RNA, 1821 nt
Organism: Acanthaster planci (crown-of-thorns starfish)
Lineage: Eukaryota; Metazoa; Echinodermata; Asteroidea; Valvatida; Acanthasteridae
Product: thioredoxin reductase 2, mitochondrial-like
Biological process (GO): cell redox homeostasis; glutathione metabolic process; cellular response to oxidative stress
Cellular component (GO): mitochondrion; cytosol
Molecular function (GO): flavin adenine dinucleotide binding; glutathione-disulfide reductase (NADPH) activity; thioredoxin-disulfide reductase (NADPH) activity
Source: RefSeq, a predicted model, not a curated record